Molecule: messenger RNA, 7746 nt
Organism: Maniola jurtina (meadow brown)
Lineage: Eukaryota; Metazoa; Arthropoda; Insecta; Lepidoptera; Nymphalidae
Gene: sno
Product: protein strawberry notch-like
Exons: 27
Coding region: 196-4236 (1346 amino acids)
Biological process (GO): regulation of DNA-templated transcription
Cellular component (GO): nucleus
Molecular function (GO): histone binding; chromatin DNA binding
Source: RefSeq, a predicted model, not a curated record
UCUUUUAAACAUUUUUUAAUAUGGCGGAAGAAUUGACCGCCGUCAGGUCGUCUAGUUUUUAUCAAGUGCAAAAUAAGAAGUUUUCACAGUUUUAGGUGCGCGUGUGAUGUUAUUGUGAAGGGUUAUUAAUUCUCAACAAUUGUAGAUCAAUAAACAGUUGCUUUUUACUCUCCAACGACUAAUUCAAGGAUAAAAAUGUCAAAACGGCAAGCGUUUGGCGACCACAGCCCGUCAGAUGAUGACUCAGACUUUGAUGAUGACGAGGACCCUGACAAUUUGGAAGUGCCAGGUGGAGGGAAGACCCUGGCGGCGGCGGCUCGCAUGGGCGACAAGGUCAAGCCCCCACACACCAUCAUGCCUGUCACCGUCAGAGCUACCACCAACCCAUUGGCAGCGGCGUCGGGCGUGGCGUUCGGCCAGGCCACCAACGUGAAGCCCAUCAAGAUCUCCGCCAGCUCGCUUGCCAAGCCGCUGGGGCUCGGCCUCGGCAGGGGAACGCUCGCGGCGCGCGGCGCGGCCGCCGGCUCGUCCGCGUACAGCGCCGCCUCGCUGCUCGCGCAGAUGGAGAUGGUGGGCAUGCAGAGCAUGAACUCGUACCUGCUGCAGAACCUGAACCAGAUCCUGGCGUCGGGCAUGGGCGGCCCGCUGGCCGGCAUGCUGGGCCAGUUCGCGCAGGUGCCGCCCUGGGCGCAGAAGGGGCUGUGGCCCCAAGACAAGAUGCCCGGCGAGGAGGAGGAGGUGGACGACGAGGAGAUGGGCGUCGCCGAGACGUACGCGGACUACAUGCCGCCCAAACUGAAGUUGGGCCGCAAGCACCCCGACCCGGUGGUGGAGACGGCGUCGCUCUCGUCCGUGGAGCCGGUGGACGUGACGUACUCGCUGGUGCUGCCGGACGAGACCAUCCGCAACGGGCUGCUGUCGGCGCUGCAGCUGGAGGCGGUGGUGUACGCCUCGCAGGCCCACGAGCACAUGCUGCCCGACGGCACCCGGGCGGGGUUCCUCAUUGGUGACGGCGCGGGCGUGGGCAAGGGGCGCACCAUCGCGGGCAUCAUCUUCGAGAACUACUUGCGCGGCCGCAAGCGCGCGCUGUGGGUGUCCGUGUCCAACGACCUCAAGUACGACGCGGAGCGCGACCUGCGCGACAUCGGCGCCGGCAAGAUCGAGGUCUAUUCGCUCAGCAAGCUGAAGUACGCCAAGAUCUCGUCGGGCGUGAACGGCAACGUGAAGAAGGGCGUGGUGUUCAGCACGUACAGCGCGCUCAUCGGCGAGACGCAGGCCGACACCAAGUACCGCUCGCGCCUCAAGCAGCUGCUGCAGUGGUGCGGCGACGACUUCGACGGCGUCAUUGUGUUUGACGAAUGUCACAAGGCCAAGAACCUGUGCCCCGUGGGGUCGGGCAAGGCCACCAAGACGGGGCUGACGGCGCUGGAGCUGCAGAACAAGCUGCCCAAGGCGCGCGUGGUGUACGCGUCCGCCACCGGCGCCUCCGAGCCGCGCAACAUGGCCUACAUGGUGCGCCUGGGCAUCUGGGGCGAGGGCACGCCCUUCCCCACCUUCAUGGACUUCAUCAACGCUGUGGAGAAGAGGGGCGUGGGCGCCAUGGAGAUCGUGGCCAUGGACAUGAAGCUGCGAGGCAUGUACAUCGCGCGCCAGCUGUCCUUCCACGGCGUGUCCUUCAAGAUCGAGGAGGUGCCGCUCGCGGACUCCUUCCGAGACGUGUACGACAAGUCGGUCGCGCUGUGGGUGGAAGCCAUGCAGCGCUUCACGGAGGCGGCGGAGCUGAUCGACGCGGAGCCGCGCAUGCGGAAGACCAUGUGGGGGCAGUUCUGGUCGGCGCAUCAACGGUUCUUCAAGUACCUCUGCAUCGCUGCCAAGGUGAACCAGGCGGUGGUGCUGGCGCGCGAGGCGGUGAAGUGCGGCAAGUGCGUGGUGAUCGGGCUGCAGAGCACGGGCGAGGCGCGCACGCUCGACCAGCUCGAGCGCGACGACGGGGAGCUCUCCGACUUCGUCUCCACGGCCAAGGGCGUGUUCCAAACCCUCGUGGAGAAGCACUUCCCGGCCCCGGAUAGGGAGCGAAUCAACCGGCUGCUGGGGCUGGAGGCCAAGACGAAGACCGUGGUGCCCAUCCCGGUUGUCACUCCCCUCAACGGCAAGAACGGCCUCGAUGACAACAACGCAGCCAAGAGGAAAUUGACGGCGCGGCAGCAGGUGAACGCGGCGGCCAAGCGCAUGCGCGGCGGCUCCUCGUCGGACGAGUUCAUCCGCUCCGACGACGAGCUCGACGCCGAGCUGGAGGGCGAGGCGGAGGCCGACUCGGAGCACGAGCGCCGCUCCGACUCCGACCUCAGCGACUUCAACCCGUUCCGUGCCGGCAGCGACAGCGACGACGAGCCGUGGGUGGGACGUAAGAAAAAAGUGGCAAAGAAGAAAAAGGCGUCCGCCGCGAAGAAGAAGACGAGCACUCAGGACAAGAUCGAGACGAUGUUCUCCCGCAAGAGCCUCGCGCCGCCCGCGCCCACCGUCACCGUCACGUCCGCGGGUCGCAGCCUCACCGGCACGCCCGUCGGCACCAACGGCCUGUACCUCGGUCCGUCGCGUGCCGUGGCGCCGGCGCGCUCGGCUAUCGAGCGCGCGUGCAGCAUGAAGGAGCAGCUGCUGGCGGCCGUGGAGCGCCUCGGGCGUCGCCUGCCGCCCAACACGCUCGACCAGCUCGUCGACGAGCUCGGGGGCACCGACAACGUUGCCGAGAUGACGGGCAGAAAAGGUCGCGUGGUGCAGACGGAGGACGGCCAGAUCCUGUACGAGAGCCGCUCGGAGGCCGACGUGCCGCUGGAGACGCUCAACCUGACGGAGAAGCAGCGCUUCAUGGACGGCGAGAAGGACGUGGCCAUCAUCUCCGAGGCGGCCUCCAGCGGCAUCUCGCUGCAGAGCGACCGCAGAGCGCGAAACCAAAGGCGGAGAGUUCACAUAACGUUGGAGUUGCCGUGGUCGGCGGACAGAGCUAUACAGCAGUUUGGUCGCACGCAUCGAUCGAACCAAGUGAACGCGCCGGAGUACAUCUUCCUGAUCUCGGACCUGGCGGGCGAGAGGCGCUUCGCCUCCACCGUGGCCAAGCGCCUGGAGUCCCUCGGCGCGCUCACGCACGGCGACCGGCGCGCCACGGAGACCAGGGACCUCAGCCAGUUCAACAUCGACAACAAAUACGGUCGCACGGCCCUGGAGGCGGUGAUGAAGGCGAUAAUGAAAUACGAGACACCGCUGGUGCCGCCCCCGAGCGACUACUCGGGGGAUUUCUUCCAGGACGUUGCCUCCGCGCUCGUGGGCGUCGGCCUCAUAGUCAACAGCGAGGCCGCACCCGGCAUGCUGGCGUUAGAUAAGGACUACAACAACAUGUCAAAGUUCCUCAACAGGAUACUGGGCAUGCCCGUGGAGCUGCAGAACAGACUCUUCAAAUACUUCACCGACACACUCGCCGCUGUUAUGGAGCAAGCUCGUCGCAGCGGCCGCUUCGACCUGGGCAUCCUGGACCUGGGCAGCGCGGACGAGAGCGUGCGGCGCGUGCGCUGCGUGCGCUUCCUGCGCCGCCACGCCACGGGGCAGGCGCCCGUCGAGCUCCACACCGUGCACUCUGAGCGCGGGCUGGAGUGGUCGGCGGCGCUGGAGAAGCUGUCGGAAGCCAGCUCGCCCGAGGAGGGCUUCUACCUGUCGUCGACGCCGCGCAACGGCAAGCUGACCGCCGUGCUGUGCCUCGCGCACACGCCGGCGCGCCCGGAGCGGCGGGACCGCCUCGCCAAGAAGGAGCGCAUGUUUCAGAUAUACAAAGCGAACACGGGGCUGCAGCUGCGGCUGGAGUCGCUGGCGGAGCUGGAGAAGAAGUUCCGGCGCGUGGAGGCGGGCGAGGCGGAGAGCGCGUGGCGCGCGCAGCACGCGGCGGCGCUGCGCACGUGCGCGCACGCGUACUGGCGCGCGUCGUGCCGCGACCCGCACUGCGAGGUGGGGCUGCGGCGCCGCACGCACCACGUGCUGGCCGGCUCGCUGCUGGCCGUGUGGGCGCGCGUGGAGCACGCGCUGGCGGCGCGCUCGGCCGGCAAGAUGCAGGUCGUGCGCCUCAAGACCGACGACGGCCUCAAGAUCGUAGGAACCCUCAUUCCAAAGAACUGCGUGGAGACUCUCAAGGAGACGCUGUCGUCGGACGCCGUGUCCGUCACCGAGCAGACCUUCGAAUCGGAGCGUUAGGCCGCGCCCCGCCGGAGACAGCAGCCUGAUGGGCCCUACGCGCGGCCGAAGCGACGCGCUGACAAACUAAUGACUGCGUGUAGUAUUUACGUGCGGUUGAAGUAAAGUGAAACGCGCGCGGGAUUCCGUCGUUGAAGAUCUGCAUAAGGUUUUUUAUCAUAUCAUGUAGUGAGUGAAAUCUGUGGCACUAACUACUUGGUGCUUUAAAACACCUCGAUAAAAGAUGGCGACCUCACAGCAGCUGUACUGUUUGGCGGCCAUCUUGGACGGCAGUAACGUCCGAAAUAAGAUCUGAGCUCCUCUCGCGCCGUGCCAGAAGUGUUACUUCAACAAGUCAGAGCUUCGAUAGCUCAAUAGCUCAGCGGUGUAGGUAGCGGACUGACAUUCGAUAGUCGUAGGUUCUCACUCCCGCCCCGAGUAGCCGUGGUUGGCAGGAUACCGCGUGCCAACAAACAGACAAGUCGAAAAUGGCGUUAAUCAUUCCCUCUCCCUCGCACACUGAAACUAUGUUAUAGUGUGUGAACGAGACUGCACGAUUAGCGCCUCUUUGUUCGGAUCCGUUUCUUUUUUGGUACGCGUCAUACGCACUCCUCGGGCCAUAGCGCUUCGUUGAAAGGAAAAGGGGAAUAGAUGUAUUAGUCAUGUUAUUAAAAUGUAUACAAACUGAUGAGGCUGUACACUUGCCACUGCGCGGCGUGCACUCGUUGUUGGCGCUUGUCGCUCGUGAAGGCAGUCGCCUGAACGUAGUCAAUUACGGGCAAUACGAAUGAGUUCCUUUUCGAAUGAUACCAAAUGACGGGAAAAGUAUGUUCCGACGCGGGCUAUUCGAAUCAAUGUACUGAUUUCUAUCGAAUUAUCCUAUUGCAGUUAUGUCGUGCUUAUUAAAAAGGGUUAAAAAGAUUAGCUUUAUAUUGCAAUUUAAACCGUUUACGGGGGAUGUAAAUUAAUAUUUUGUUUUUAAAAACUGCUCGCGGCAAUGAAGUAUACAAUUUGGAGUAGACCUCAGACGUUUACAUAACUUUUUUAGUUUGCACGAAUUAUCUUAUUCCUAAUUAAAAAUAUAUUCGCUGACCCAUCUCGUUGGAGAGGGUUUCGUUUUGUGAUAGGUAAGGACUGUGUCCACUCAAGUGAAUAUUGUGUUCCUCUUGUACGUGUCCGUAGAGACAAGACGUGAUGAGUGUAUGAUAUGAUAGUAUGUUUUAUUUAUUUUACUGUAAUCAGAACUAAGGCUGCACGUACGAACUUGCGCGAUGUUAUAGAGUUCAAUCGAGCUUUGAUCGUGUCGAACAAUGUUUUGAGCGUGCUAGGCGCACUUUGGAUGCGAUUUCGUACGGACAUGCACGAACAAUCCCGACCAUCCCAGUACUAUGGAAGCGGCCAGAUAGAAGAUAGGGAGCGAGUAUUUUUUUUUUAUUGUGAGAUAAACUAGACAAAGCAUGACAGAGCAAUGACGAGGUGUAGGUUGCAGCGCGCGGCGGUAACAUGCCUUUUAACUGUUGCCUUGAAGGUAUUCAAGUUAUAUGUGCAAAAGAUACGAUUGCCGGAAGGGCAUUUCACACCGUAGCGGUUCGUAUCAGAAACGUUGAGCAAAACCGUUUCGUUCGGGUAGAUUUGUUUGAGUGGAUUGGUAGAGAAGUUGAGUUAGUCAUACUUACGCCCAGUCUUCGCGCCCCCAUAGUACUUGGAAAAUCGGGAUUGUUCGUGUGUGUUCGUACGUGCUCGCACGAGUAGAAUUCGUAUGAAAACGCAUCCAAAGUGCGCCUAGCAUUACUUGUCUACCGGUUCGAACUUGCUUAUUCGAAAUCCCUAAUCGCCGCGCAUGUUCGCCCGUCCAGACGUAGCGUAGGAUCGAUGAUUUAAGAUGUACCUCCAAUGGUUUAGCUUUUAUAUAAUAUCUUCAUCUCCCGAUUAAUAGAUAUUAGUUCUGUAAAGAUUCGUUCACGAAAAAAUCUUUUGUACAAAAUGUGUAGUUCGUUGUCAGCUCUUUAGUUAUCGCUGAAUGUUCACAUUUUGAGAAAACUGAAAUAAAUUGACAAACAAAUAUAUCUACAAAUGUAUGUUUACAUUUUGAAAGAGGCGAUCUACCCGAGAUUCGGUCAACCCCGAGUCGCGUGAUGUGUAUAUAGUAUCUACAAAUUGACACAAAAAUUGUUUUUUUUUUUUUUUUUAUCAAUCUAAAAUGAAAAUUGAACUACUUUUUAGUAUUUUUUGUUGAUUUAUGUGAAACAAUGUUGACUCUAGGUUUGUUUAUUAAUAAAUCUAAAUAUUUUUAUUUUGAUAAUUGAAGUAAUUAUUAUUAGAAGUUAUUGAUUUAUGUAAAGCGAUGUUGACUGUAGGUCAUGAUUGUGAUGAUUGAAGUGACAUAAGGUGAGAAUGAGAAGAUAACGCGCGGCUGUAGCGUCCGCAGGCCGUCGCCAGUUGAAACUGCGAAUCCAGACCGUCUGAGAUAGGACUUAUGGGGUCGCAGCAUCAUAUAGCCCCCCAAAGCCUCAAUAGCUGAACGGUUGAGGAGCGGACUGAAUUCCGAAAAGUCGGCGGUUCAAACCCCACCCGUUGCACUAUUGUCGUACCCACUCCUGGCACAAGCUUUACGCUUAAUUGGAGGGGAAAGGGGAGUAUUAGUCAAACUGGUCUUCUCAAACGCAACCCAAACCAACGCAGUAAUGGUACAGCUCCAUUGUCGGCAUUCGGCAAAUGACAUCGCGAAUGCUAUCGUUCCGCACAUUCGCGCUAACCCGAAUGGUCGGUGCGAAUAUAGCCUAUAGGUAUUUUAAAAUCCUGCGGAAUUGUUUGUUUUUCCGGUAUAUAAGAUGCCUUAGGGAGGCCUAUUCGCUGUCACAGAACAUCGCACCUGCCGGCCGGCUCAUUUGCCAAACUCAUUUAAAAUUCAUCAAACACAAAACAUUCGCCGUAUUCUGAAUAGUGGUCUCCAUGAGUGUGGUCAGUUGAUUUGUCGAGUUCUGAACUAUCGUAUGCCCGAACUCGGUUCAUUUGCCGAAUCCCAAUAUUGGAGCCGUACCAUAACUACCGUACCACGUGUUGAACUCGGUGACGUGUUCUGUGACGUUAAUUCACUGUGAUUGUGUAGCUGUAGGUAAGUGCUAAAGUCGUUUAUCAAUUCCUAAAACAAUGUUUUCUUGUUCUCUUAUUUGACAUCGCACAUCCUCAAUAGCUAUUAUGAAACGUGCAUCAAUCGUAUUUUGAUUAUAAUAUUAUUUUGACUCAAUCUGUAAUCUUAUAGUCUGAAUAGUUAUUUUAUAUACCUAGCAAAAUUUCGCAAAUCGCAAAGUGAAAUCAUAUUACAUUAUAUUGCGCAUUAACAGCGACGUUAUGCAAUUAUUUAAGUUUAAGAAAACAAUGACAAAAUGAAGUUAAAAUUAUAACUAUUACAUAAGCUCGUGUUGCGGUUUUAGUAAAUUAACAUUAAUCAUCGUUGGUUGCAGCGCGACGUGCGCCGCGUCCGACUCCCCUGUCUUUAUAUACAAAGACAAAUAAAUGUACAUAAUUAUA